Molecule: messenger RNA, 1557 nt
Organism: Ceraceosorus guamensis
Lineage: Eukaryota; Fungi; Basidiomycota; Exobasidiomycetes; Ceraceosorales; Ceraceosoraceae
Product: carbon-nitrogen hydrolase
Exons: 3
Coding region: 198-1379 (393 amino acids)
Biological process (GO): protein catabolic process
Molecular function (GO): protein-N-terminal glutamine amidohydrolase activity; protein-N-terminal asparagine amidohydrolase activity
Source: RefSeq, a predicted model, not a curated record
GCCAAAAGAGCGCGCGGGCCCACUACACGGCCGCCUGACUCUCAAAUUCGUCAAAGGAUGUCGUGGACUGCUUGCCUCGAAUCAUUCACCCCGCAAGAUUGUGAUUGGAGAGCGAGCAGCGAGUCCGUCGACAGAGGGUUCCUGCAGUAUUCCUUCAAGGUCGAAGUUGCGAAACGCAGCGAGGAGCGCAAUCUCGAAUGUCUGCCUCUGUCGAUUCUGGCUCGAAGCCACCUUUGGCACGCACUCCGCUCCGAGUAGUCUCCGUUCAAAUAGAGGCUCACUUUCGCAAUGUGCAGCGAAAUGCGGAAAAGGUGAAGCAAAUGCUGCAAGAGAAGCUGGCUGCUGGGACGGAGGCAGAGCACGAAGCGGGAUCAGAAGUGGAUCUCAUCGUCUUGUCGGAAAUGGUCUUGACAGGGUACAUGUUUAGGGAUCGGGCAGAGGUGGAGGGAUACAUCGAGUGGCCUUUGCGAAACGCCGUGGCGCCUGCCGAGGAAGCGGUGAACGAAGCAUCCUCCAGCAAGACUGCGACUCCGACUGCGACUCCGACUUUGGAUCUGUGCCGCAGCUUGGCCAAGCACUAUUCGUGCUACGUGAUAGCCGGCGUGCCCGUCCGAGCCCCGCUCACACUUCCUACUCCAAGCCAUCCACAUUCGAUCUCGACGUCGUUCGACGCAAGACCGUCGCCUGACGACCGAAAAGUGUCCGGACUGCCUCCUCCAGAGUCGGAGAAGGAACAAGGCUGGUACAAUGCAGCGCUCUUGGUCGAUCCGAAAGGAGAGCUGGUGCAUUUGUUCAGGAAACACUUCUUGUACGAGGCCGAAGAAGGUUGGGCUUCCGAAGGCCCAGGCUUUACCUCCAUCACCUUGCCCCAUCCCCGAGAUCCGUGCACCUCUUUCAAAUUGGGCUGCGGGAUUUGUAUGGAUCUGAGUCCUCAUACGUUCAGUGCUCCGUUUGACAAGUAUGAAUUCUCCACUUGGGCCGCCAAGGAAGAGUGCGACGUGGUUGCGUGUCCCAUGGCUUGGCUCGCAAUGGAGCAGAAGCAGCCUCUCGAAGAAAGCCCGAACGCAGAAGCGAGCAAAACUGCCGAGGUGGGGUCGGACAACUCACAAGAAGAUUCGGACGAGGAAGAAAGGCAGCCGCUGCAUCCUGAUCAAGCAGAUCCUAGAAUGCUCAACUACUGGGCACUACGACUUAUGCCUCUUGUUCGGCAAGUCGGCAGAACAACCACAGUCGUCCUGUGCAAUCGAAUUGGGUAUGAGCGCGGCACAACCUUUGGUGGUUCGUCUUGUGUUUUGAAACUCGGUUCCAACAAAGCAAUGCUGCUCGCGGCCGCAGGGUCGGGCACAGAAGAAGUAGUAGGAGCAGAAGCCUCUCUCUGACGUCUCGAUUCUACGGAUAGCCAGAUACAAGACCUUGACGUUGAGAACUCUGAGCGCUCGAGCAUGUCGUUGCAAUCACUACAUACUCGCACUUGAUCUUUUACUUGCGCCGCGCGAUCGCGUGUCAUCGAUGCUUUCUCUUCAUCAGCUUGCAGACUUCACGCCAUCAUUAGAGGGA